Molecule: messenger RNA, 8011 nt
Organism: Mizuhopecten yessoensis (Yesso scallop)
Lineage: Eukaryota; Metazoa; Mollusca; Bivalvia; Pectinida; Pectinidae
Product: importin-13-like
Exons: 29
Coding region: 129-2993 (954 amino acids)
Biological process (GO): protein import into nucleus
Cellular component (GO): nuclear membrane; cytoplasm
Molecular function (GO): small GTPase binding
Source: RefSeq, a predicted model, not a curated record
CAGAGAACGAGAUCUAUCAUGGUCGCCAAUUUUGCUGCAAGAUCUGUUUACAGAUGAUUGAUUGCUUCUUGGACACUUGUCUUGUAACAAACAAUGGUGUAGAGUGCGGGCAUAAAAACUGACGGAAAAUGGCUUUCCAGGCUGCUGCUGUCGAACAGGCAGUACUCCAGUUUUACCAGACAGCCUGUCUCCAUCACCAAGUCCAUCAGUGGUUGACAGCUGCACAGAUCUCCCCCGAUGCCUGGUCCUUCUGCUGGGAACUUCUCAGCACAGACAAGAACACUGAAGUGCAAUAUUUUGGUGCCAACACCUUGCAUGUAAAGAUAUCUAGAUUUUGGUUUGAAAUACCAGAAGACCAGUAUGAAGUGCUGAAGACCCGUCUGCUGGAGAGGAUAAUACAUUUCGGCAGUGGUCCAAAAAUUGUUCUCACUCGACUUUGUGUGGCGUUAUCUGCUAUGAUUCUACAUACAACUCCUAGUAACUGGCACGACCCUCUGAAGACCUUGAUUGACACAUUUCAGCAGGAGGAUAUACCAAACCUCACAAAUUUACAACGUUGUCACCUGUUAUUGGAGACCCUGCGAGUACUACCAGAGGAGUUUUUCAGUGCCAACCUUGCUGAAUACCGCCGUGGGAUUCUGAGAACAGAGCUGGGAAACAGUCUCCAGCAUGUGUUGCCCUUACUGCAGAGCCUGAUGAAUCCAAGCUCCCCUACUGACAUCUUUGAGCAGGCCCUCAAAUGUUUCUCGUCAUGGGUGGAGUUUGGGGUGUCACCAACGGACAGCCAGCAGGUCAUUGUCCAAGUGUUUGCGGCAUUACAAAACAGCCAGCUGUUUGAUACAGCAGUUGAUUCUCUAGUCAGUGUGUUCUCUCAUCCAGACAACCACAGAUAUCCCAACACAAUUCAAAAGCUGAUACCUUCUGUACUACAGUUGAAGGACAUGCACCAGAGAGCUGUGGAAACACCAGAUAUGGAUGUAUGUAAUGGGAUUGCCCAGAUUGUGAUAGCCCUGGCAGAAAACCACACCAAAAUGCUGCUGGAGUGCUCUAUAUGUGAUGAUCAAGAACGCAGGAACAGUGUGAUGAAUCUUAUACAGAUGGUGCUAUCUUGUUGCUCGUUACCUGGACACUUCCCAGUGGAUGAGACCACAAGUGAUAUGUCCUUUACUUUCUGGUACCUACUACAGGAUGACAUACUGGAUGCAGAGAAGGAACGUCAACAGCUCUUAUUACCUAUAUUCCAGCCAAUUUAUUUUUCACUGAUAGAAAUUUUGUUGGUCAAAGUGCAAUAUCCUACAGACGACGAGUAUGAAUCUUGGACUGCAGAGGAAAAGGAACAGUUUCGCUGCUACAGGCAAGACAUUGGUGAUACAAUGAUGUACUCGUUCAGUAUACUUCGGGAGCCGCUGCUAGGUCACCUCUGUAGUGUGUUACAGACAAUGGUGGAAAACUCCCGAGUGGAAGAAGUACGAUGGCAGUUGGUGGAGGGAAUCUUUUUCCUGUUCGGGUCAGUCGCUGAGAAUGUCGACCUUGAAGAGGAGUCCUAUCUACCUGCUGUGUUAAAUAUACUGCCAAAAAUUCCAUUUAACAACAUCAAGUUUGUGUCCACCGCUCUCUACAUGAUUGGGUCCUUUGGAGAGUGGAUCAACUGUCACCCUGAUAGUCUGAGUUCUGUGAUACCACUUAUCCUCCAUGGCCUUGGCAACACUGAGGCUGCUACGGCAGCCACCAUGGCCCUCAAGGAUGUGAGCCGUGAAAACCUCAAUCAUAUGCCACCCUACGCCCACCAAAUACUCACCGCAAGUCAGAGUGCUUUACAGAGUGGAAUUUUAAAGCCAAGAGAGUGUAUACGUCUGAUGUCCUGCAUAGGUCAAGUUCUAUCUGUGUUAAAGUUUGAAGAUAUCCUGCAAUAUUUAAAUACCAUCCUCACACCCCACAUACAGCAACUGGAGGAGCUAGUCAAACAGCAGCCGUCACCGUCCAUAAAGAAUAGUGUGCUGCUGAAACUGAACAUGGUGAGCUGGUUAGUGGCCUCCCUGGACACUGACCGUGACGCCGAUAACAGUCAGAUGGCUGACGGCAAGGCACAGAAGCCGAAGUCUGACCACCCAAAACCUGUGUUUGUGAUAUUACAACAAGUAGCUCCUGUGAUACACCAACUUGUGGCCAAGUGGAUCACCGACUCCAGCAUCAUUGAGGCGGUUUGUGACCUGUUUAAAAGGUCAUUGAGUACGUUAAUGGAUGACUUUGCACCCAUGUCGCAGAGUGUCGCACAGAUGUUGAUACAGAUGUACGGGGUUGUUCCUCAAGCAGCCAUAUUGGAUCUGGCAAAACAGCUGAUCCUUAUGUUUGCUACUGACGCCGAGUUCUCCAACACCAUAAGGUUACUGCUGGCUUCUCUAAGUGAUAAAACACUGCUGCUGUACCAGCAAGGUGUCCAUAACUAUACAGAUGUUAUAGAAGCUUUCAUGGGAUUUAUGGCUCAGGUUUUAAAGAAAAAUAGGCAAUUAGUUUUCGAUGGUACAUGCAGCAUUCCAGGUCUGUUUCAUGCAGGAAUCCAGGCCAUAUGUUUACCAGAACACACCACUGUGAAGUCUGCCUGUUCUUUUCUGAAUGAGUUUAUUAGCAAUGCACCAGAGUGUCCAGCAAUGAAGCAGGUGGUGGAAACAGAAGGACACAUCCUCAUGGACAAAGUUCUCAGGGCUAUAGGUGGUGAAGGGUCACGAGGUGUAAUAGAGCACAUAGCUGACAUUGUCUUCACACUCAGCAAGCACUUCCGACAGAACCUGAAUAAGUGGCUUAAUGAGAUGGUUGAUCGAGAUGGAUAUCCCUCAAUUAGAGUGUCCAAAACUGAAAAGGAAAACUUCGUUAAGAAUAUAGGAAGGGAGAGAAUGAAUAAGAGGAAGGUACGAGAACUGAUCAAAGAGUUCACACUGAAAUGCCGCGGCCUGUUCGGAACUGAAUACGUUGCUCAGGCUGCAGCAAUGCUAUGACAGAGAACCAGUUCUACGAACCGUUGUUGUUAACCUAUAGACUUUGGGCAAAGAAAACCUGUUUAAUGGCAGAUACCAGAGUAUACAGUGUUGUAAACUAAAUGUAGACUUUGGACAAGGUUAAGGGAAGAUAUACCUCGCCUUGUUACAUAUACAAGCAAUAAUGUUGACCCUGUAAUUGGACACGUUUUUGAGAAUCAACGGAGACUACCUGGUAAUAAGGAAAUGAUGUGUAAACUCCUGGAUAAGUUAGAUCUUGUUUUCAUUAGAUCUUUUAAAGCAAGUUAUAGUGUGUGAGAUUUGUCACAAGGGAUUCUAGUGUGUAAGGUUUAUUGUAGUGGGUUGUAGUGUGUGUGAUUUAUUGUAGUGGGUUCUUGUGUAUGAGAUCUGAGAUUUGUCACAAGUGAUUCUGUUGUGUAAAAUUUGUCGUAGCAGGCUCUAUUAUUUGAUCUUUUGUAGCAGGUUCUAGUCUGUGAUAUUUGUCUAACAGGUUCUAGUCUGUGAGAUUUGUCUAACAGGUUCUAUUCUGUGAGAUUUGUUUAACAGGUUCUUGUGCCAGGGAUCUGUUAUACAUGAUUUCAUCAAAGGAGUAUGUCUCUCAACAAACAUAAAAUAAUGAAACAUUUAAAACCAUGGUCAUAUAGGUCGGAGAUUUCUUUUAAAUCCACCCUUUUCCCGGUGUAAGAUAUCCUUGUCUCACCCUAGGGUUGAGACAGGGGCAUUCCCCUAUUCCUAAAAAUUGUAUGAAGUCACAUCAACAAUAUAAUGACAUCACAUCAACAAUGCAUCAACGUCACGUCAACCCUGCAUUUAGCAUGUAACGUUAACAUUACAUUAUGUUUAUGAUACAGAAUGGGUGAACAGGGUACAAGACAAAGAAUCAUUCACACCCUUGUGGUGAGAUUGGGAUCCUCAACUCUCUCGGAAAGAUUCUUAAGUUGCCAUACACUCUGCAAAGCCUCGUGUUUUGCAACUAAAGAAUCUUGCCCCUCGGUUUGAGAUUCCCCAUAUUUCACCCUCAAGGGGGUUAGAGGUUCUAUUAAUACGGCAUACACUUUAAUCUUACAAAGGAUAUGAUUUAUAUAUUCACCACAAAUAGUGAUUUGGGAUAAGGAUUUUCAGUCAGGACAUUCAGAAUUUCAUUGCAGGAAUGAAGCUUUCCUCAUCCAUUACUCAAACUUUAUGAACAUAGAUAAAUAAUCAAUAUUUUGUUUUCUCCUUUAAAAAGAAGGCAUUUUGGUGUGACUGACUUAGGGCUACUCCUAUAAAAUAUCUAUCCCUUCCCAUGACUCUAGGGUUUUUAAAGGGGAACCACCCAUAGAAAAUGCCAAGAAUGCAUCUGUCACUAAUAGAGAUUUAAUCAAUAUUUUGCAUAGAGUAAUUGGCAGGAAACCCAUACAUGGAUAAAAAUGGUUUAUUUUGGGAGUCCUGGGGUUGGGUAUAUUUUCAAUGUGUAUAAUCUUUUUCGGUUUUGUUGUUUUCCAGUCUCAAAUAUGAUGCAGUUUUCCAUUAUGUUGUUGACAUGAAAAUGUUACGCAUUACGUCUUUCUUGGGAUAUCUCUAGCCUACAGACACUGAUUUUAACAUGUUUCCUUCAGAAGCUCUUGUUACAGGCAAUGAAGUUCCUGUCUAGUUUCAAAAAGUGUUUGCUGCAAUGGAAAGCAAGUUAAAUGUUGAUAUGUGAUAAAUACAAUGUAUCUCUAAACUAGUAUUGGUAUGGUAACUAUGAAUCUCCGUUAUAGAAACAGUUCUAGAUAAAAUGUGGAAUCACCUUUAUUGAAGGUAAAAUAUCCAUAAUGUGCCAUGCUGAUAUGCAAGUAUUGUUUCAGAUAUUGGUCACAACCUAUUGUUGAUUUAAAUAACUGAUAGAUCAGUCUAUGAUAUUGUCUUUUUGUCUCUCCAUGUACAAUUGUACUUUGAUACAAGUAUAACAACAUAUGUUACAAUAGUUUUAUACAAAUGUUUCUCAUUAUAAAAUGCACCACAUUGACAAAUACACAAGAUUGGAAUUUGUUCCUGAAUUUUUAUUGGUUUACGGAGGAGGAACUAUGUAGUGACAGGUGUUUUUGACCUGCACUGUAGUGAGAGUUGUUUGCAUGUUUGUUUGAUUUGUACUGUAGGAAUUGUUUGUGACUUGUACUAAAAUUGAAAUGUGAUUUUUGACAGAUGAUGUCAUACCAUUGUAUAAAUUGUAAUAGAAUAUGUUUGCCUAUUCAGUCAUUGGUUAGAUAUUUGUGAGAAUUAUUUUUCUGACAGAAUUAGGUUUACUGUAAGAUUAAAAUAUCAUGUAUCAAUUUAAGGGAGUAUAAUUACUGUCGAUAAUGCUCAGGACAUGCAUGAAAUUUUAGGAAGAUUAAGAUUACCAGCAGGUAAAGUUAUUUUAAAGGUGAUGAAUUAACCUUUCUCCACUGUAGACCUUAAUAGACUCAUCCAGGUCAAUGCAUGCUAGAGUCUACUAGAGUUACAUAGGGGUGAAAGAGUUAAAGAUUACCAGCAGGUGAAGGUAUUUCAAAGGCAAUUGAUAAAAGAUUACCGGUUGGUGAUUUUUGUUUAUCUAUUUUCUGGAAGAUCAUUAUUAGAAAGUGACCAGGAGUAUCUUCUAUGAUUUGAAAGAAUAUUAUACUGAUGAAUACUUCCAUCUGAUGGCAUAUGAUUGUAUUAUAGGUUAGUGCUAUCCCUUUGGAUCCAUUGUGAUAAAUAUUAAGUGCUAAGCAGAUGGUUGUAUAACUUCACCCAAGUCAUUCAAUAUUGAAUUGCCAAGACACGUUUGUACGCAUUUUUGUCAAAAUAUUUCUAUAUAAAUAGUUGAAAGAUGUGAUAAUAUUGAAUGAUAAUGAUAUUUAUUUGAAUGUGAUGUGUAUGUUAUACAAAUUUAUUUGCUUUUAAAAAUGUCACAAAUAUUGCCGACUGAAUUUGAAGUGAUUUAAUUUGUAUAUAAGUACUAGGAUAUCAAAAUCAGAGAAGCAUACAUCUGUUGUGUGGCCACAUUGUGAAAAAUGAGGAAAUAUCAUCAAGGUAAAAUUCAUUAUAUUCUGUAAUCCCUUUGCUUAUAAAUGCAUGAUUGUUAGGGUGAAUUUAAGCAUUACUUACUCUGCGAUCAUACAGUGUACUGUUCCUUUGAUGUUGCUUUAUUAAGGUUUUACAUCAACUGAUCUGUUCUCUAUCGUUUACCCCUCCUGAACUGUUUCCUCUUUUUGAAUUCUUUAAUGAAGACAACUAUUGGACCCCUUGUAUCUACAUUCAGAUGGUAAAGAUGAUAAAAAUACAUAAAACACAUAGAGAAAUAUCACAACAGCAAUUGGUUGAAGACUCCCUUCCUCCCACUCAGGAUUGCCUGCAGUAACAUUAGUAGUGAUGUAGCUACUAUAGAGUAUGACAUAAGUCCAGUGUUAGCGUGUUAUCAGAUUCUGGUAUGGUGUAGCAUUUUCUCUGAUUCACAGAGAACUCCAUAUUGGUUUAUCUGUACAAAAUAGCACUGUGUCACUCAUCAAGUCAUUUUCUCUUUAAAAAACCAUAAACAAAACAUCUGUUGUUGAGGCGUUUUAUGAUUAUUUAGCACCCAUCACAACACUUAAGUAGUAAAUACACCACUUUCAUGUACAGAGAGAGAGAGACAGUACAGCAAGAGAAAACGGCAUGCCAAUUUGUCAUUGAUUUUUGUACAGUUUUAUUUGUAUGUGAUAUAAUGUGUGUCUUAAUGAGUGAAUACAUUCACUUUAAAUAUUAUGUUUUUCUAAACCACAAUGCACAAGUCCCUGUGAUUACCAUAGUCACUGAUGGGAGCACAAAUCCCUGACUUACAUAGUUACCAUUAGGAGUGAGCGUGUGAAACCCUUAAUAUUGUUUUCAUUUGAAACAUGUGUAGCCAAGGAUAGUGCCUGAAGAACCAGUGUGUUGACAUGGAUGUUGGAUCUGUUUGAGAUAUUGUUACCAGAGAUACUGGAUCUGUGUUCAAACGAGUGGCAUACCAUGGAUACUGGGACUGUGAUCAUAGAAUUACCACAGGAAAUGGCUCUGUGAGAGUGUCAACAUGGAUACAAGUUCUGUGUGGGACAACUGUACCCAUUAAUACAGGGUAUGUAUUAGAUGAGUGUAGCCAUGUAUACAGGGACUGUGUGAGACAAGUGUAGCCAUGGAUAAAGGGUAUGUAUUAGAUGAGUGUAGCGAUGGAUACAGGGACUGUGUGAGACGAGUGUAGCCAUGGAUACAGGGACUGUGUGAGACAAGUGUAGCCAUGGAUAAAGGGUAUGUAUUAGACGAGUGUAGCCAUGGAUACAGGGAAUGUGUGACACAAGUGUAGCCAUGGAUAAAGGGUUUGUAUUAGACGAGUGUAGCCAUGGAUACAGGGACUGUGUGAGACAACUAUACCCAUUAAUACAGGGUAUGUGCUAGACGAGUGUAGCCAUGGAUACAGGGACUGUGUGAGACAAGUGUAGCCAUGGAUAAAGGGUAUGUAUUAGAUGAGUGUAGCCAUGGAUACAGGGACUGUGUGAGACCAAGUGUAGCCAUGGAUGAAGGGUAUGUAUUAGACGAGUGUAGCCAUGGGUACAGGGACUGUGUGAGACAAGUAUAGCCAUGGACACAGGGUUGUGUGGGACAAAGUGUAGCAAUGGAUACAGGAAUAGUGUGAGACAAGUGUAGCCAUGGAUACAGUGUCUGUGAGACAACUAGCCAUGGAGACUGGGUCUGUGUGAGACAAGUGAAGCCAUGGAUACAGGGUACGUGUGAGACAAAUGUUGCCAUGGUUACAGGGUCUGUGUGACAAUUGUGACCAUGGAUACAGGGUUUGGUGACAAAAGGAUAGCCAUGAGUAAAUACCUGGUCUGUGCGAGACAAGUGUAGCCAUUAAUGUAGGGCCCCUGUGAGACAAGUAAUUCCAUGAAAACUAUGGCUGAGUAAGUGGAAUAUGUAAAUUAAACACUAUUGGAGGGUUACCUGUGGUUAUGAAACCAUCAUAAUCUCGGUUUGUGAGAGUGUUAGUGAUAAUAUAUUGAAUCCAAAAUUUCAUUGAAUUAAAC